AUGUUUCGUUAUUUGGAAAAACCACAAACACUCUACGACAAGAUCCUCUACGAGCAUGUCGUCAAUGAAGAAAACGGCACUAUUCUGUUAUAUAUUGACCGCCAUCUUGUAUACGAAGUCACUUCUCCUCAAGCAUUCGAAGGCUUGAGAACCGCCAACAGGGCUGUCAGAAGACCUGAUUGUACCCUUGCAACCGUUGACCAUAAUAUCCCGACCAGGACUCGAGCCAAAUUCCAAAACUCGGCUCGAUUCAUCAAAAAUGGUGGCUCUCGAACCCAAUGUCUGACUCUAGAGAAUAAUGUGCGGGAAUUCAAUAUCCCCUUUUUCGGUCUGGGAGAUACCAGGCAAGGCAUUGUGCACGUCGUAGGUCCUGAGCAAGGAUUCACCCUUCCUGGAGCUACCAUUGUAUGUGGGGACAGCCACACGUCAACCCAUGGAGAAUUCGGUGCACUUGCCUUCGGUAUUGGGACCAGCGAAGUGGAACAUGUUCUUGCUACGCAGACCCUGGUCACAACCAGGAGCAAGAAUAUGAAGGUCCAAGUGGACGGCAAUCUUGUCCCUGGUGUUAGCAGCAAAGAUCUAAUGCUCCACAUUAUUGGUCACAUCGGCACCGCUGGAGGGUCAGGACAUGUUAUUGAGUUUUGCGGAUCAACAAUCAGAGGGUUAAGUAUGGAUGCCAGAAUGUCCAUCUGCAACAUGUCAAUCGAAGCUGGAGCGAAAGCAGGAAUCAUUGCGCCUGAUGAAAAGACCCAUGAGUAUCUCAAGGGCCGCCCGUUGGCACCAAAACCCGAUGGCCCUGAAUGGAGCCAUGCGUGUCGUCAUUGGAAGUCACUCAAGUCUGAUACAGGGGCAAUAUUCGACAGGGAGGUGUACAUACUCGCAGAAGACGUCGCCCCAACGGUCACAUGGGGUACAUCUCCGGGUGAAAUUGUCUCCAUAACCGGCGUUAUCCCAGCACCAGAUGACUUCGAUGACCCUCACAAGAGCGAAUCAUGCAAACGCACUCUAAAGUACAUGGGGUUGAGACCUGGGACACGUGUACAGGACCUUGUUUUCGAUAAGGUAUUCAUCGGCAGCUGCACCAAUGCGCGCAUCGAGGACCUCAGGGCUGCGGCAGACGUAGUCAAAGACCAACGAAUUUCGUCCAACAUAAAGAGUGCUAUCGUCGUUCCUGGCUCUAGCUUGGUAAAGAAUCAAGCCGAAAAGGAAGGCCUCGACAAGAUUUUCAAAGAUGCUGGGUUCGAAUGGCGCGAGGCCGGCUGCUCCAUGUGUCUCGGCAUGAACCCAGACAUCCUUUCUGCCAAGGAGCGAUGUGCCUCCACCUCCAAUCGCAAUUUUGAGGGUCGGCAAGGAGCAGGUGGCCGGACGCACUUGAUGUCACCAGUCAUGGCAGCAACAUGCGCAAUUUUCGGUAAACCUGCUGACGUCCGGACUGUCACGCCGACUUUUCAAUCCCCAGUCGCAAUUCCCAAGGUGGCCAUGGAGAAUAACAGCAGCUCAUACGAACCGUCCAUUGACACAAAGGACUUCAUGGAUGUGCCUAUGGACGACGCUGCGACAAGAUCUGCACCGGCCCCUGCUCAGCUCGAACAACAUUUCACGCAGCUUAGAGGCGUCGCUGCGCCCAUGGACAGACCUAAUAUCGACACGGACGCAAUAAUCCCGAAGCAGUUCUUGAAGACUGUCCAACGCUCAGGUCUCGGGCCCGCACUAUUUUAUCAAUGGAGGUACGAUGCAGAAACCAGCAAAGAAAAGCCCGAUUUUAUCCUGAACAAGGAGCCAUACCGUGGUGCCAAGAUCCUGGUCGUAACUGGAGAUAAUUUUGGUUGUGGCUCCAGCCGCGAGCAUGCACCAUGGGCUCUGCUGGACUUUGGAAUUAGGUGUAUCAUUGCUCCUUCUUUUGCGGAAAUUUUCGAGACAAAUCUGUAUAAGAACGGAAUGCUUCCAGUGAAGCUUCAAGGGGACGCGCUUCAAAGAGUAGCAAUGGAAGGACUAAACGGUCGCGAGAUCGAAGUCGAUCUUCCUAGGCAGGUUAUCUUGUCUGCUGAUGGCAAGGAGCUAUGUCAGUUUGACAUACCCGAGUUUAAAAAAGAUCGCCUAAUCAACUGUCUAGAUGAUAUCAGCCUCACUAUGGAGUUGGAGGCUAAAAUUUGCGAUUUUGAAGGGAGAAGGCGCAAACAGACCCCGUGGUUAGAUGGUGUUAAAGGCAUUCAGCAACAGGGAAAAAUAAAAUUGCAGCCCAUCUCAAAUGCCGGAUUUGGAAGUGAGAAGUUAAGAAUGGAGUCUCUCCAGUGGUAA
This is a messenger RNA of Fusarium redolens, 2298 nucleotides long. RefSeq names its product putative 3-isopropylmalate dehydratase. Gene Ontology annotation, biological process: L-leucine biosynthetic process. The transcript is spliced from 6 exons. Gene Ontology annotation, cellular component: 3-isopropylmalate dehydratase complex. The record is from RefSeq and is a predicted model, not a curated record. The coding region runs from base 1 to 2298 and encodes 765 amino acids. Gene Ontology annotation, molecular function: 3-isopropylmalate dehydratase activity; 4 iron, 4 sulfur cluster binding. NCBI's taxonomy places the organism in Eukaryota, Fungi, Ascomycota, Sordariomycetes, Hypocreales, Nectriaceae.